Molecule: messenger RNA, 1866 nt
Organism: Megachile rotundata (alfalfa leafcutting bee)
Lineage: Eukaryota; Metazoa; Arthropoda; Insecta; Hymenoptera; Megachilidae
Source: RefSeq, a predicted model, not a curated record
AGACAGCGUGCAGAAGCGGGUACCACGUCAGUCCACGGCGAGUCCUCCGUGCGGGAGCUGCGCUCUCUUGGUGUCAUUACGCCGGGGUUAUCCGUACAUUUAUUCCGUAGUUAAUCAAUCUCCAGAUGCACAGAAGAGAAGCGAGAGCUUACCAAUUAAUUGUUCGACAGUCAGUGAAUUCAAUUUUACCAGAGACAGACGAGAAUAGUUGAACGCAGAUAUAUUCGGUCGACAGAUUCGGUUCAGAUGUAAUCCCGAGUAUAAAGAUGUAACUCUGUGGCUCGCGGAUAGAUGCGUCCUCAUUUUAGUCGUCCGGGAAGCGUGACGCAUAACAAAGUACUAAUUACCUGGUGUCCAAGUGUCGUAUUAGGAUAUGGACGAGAUCAACGCAAUGUCCUUGGAGGAAUCGCGGCGUUCUCAGCGUCCGUACAGGUACGGAAUGGUUCUGCUUUGUAUCGGGGCGCUGAUAAACUGGCUGGGCCUCGCGGAGAACUAUGUUGAGCCGGUACGAUAUGUUGGUGUUGCUUGCAUAAUCGCAGGAGCUCUUCUUAUAUGUGCCGCAAUGUGCUGUUGGCUGCACGCACCGCCAAGUGCAACAAUGCACACGCAACACAUAAAUCAUCCGAUCACGGCACAGAUCGACGAUCCGAUUCACGUAAUCUCCAUUGAGGAACCAUCUAGUGGAUCCAGACAGAAGCCACCGGACUAUGAGGCCGUUACGGACGCGCCACCUAGCUACGAUGACGCCAUCAAGCUGAAUCCUAGUCACCUACUUAGGCUAAACAACAACAGUGCCACGUUGUCGUUGCCGACUGUGCACAACAUGGUACCUAGAACUGUGGAAAUUGUCUCUAGGGACCCGACACCCUCACCGCCCCCACCUUACGCGAGGUGAAAUCUUCGGUAUUAUCAGUCAUGAUCGCAACAAAAGAAGUUCGCGGCAGCUGUGUAUCCAGCGUAUUGCAACAAUAAUUAAAAACCAAACAAGUACAAAAACAUGAGGGGGUGGAAUGACUGUGCCGUUCUUUCCAGUUGCCGUAAUAUGGCAAACGAUGGAAACGAACACAAGGAUCACGACAGACUAAAAACAUUUGUGUUCAAAGAAUCGAACUGAACCAAAACGGGACUCUUUUGUCGCCGAAUAUACAUAUCCAAUCGCAGAUCGAAUCGAAAACUACGCAGCUAGAUCCUAACGAAGGAUUCUGAGCUUAGCAGACAACGAAUUUCAUGAGAAAUUGAAGAUGGCGGCUAAAGGAAGCAAGAUGGUGACUGAAGGAAAGGAGAUGAACACUGGUGCCUUCUACGAUGCACCUCGUUAGCCUAACAGGGAAAUACUCACGAUAAGGAGUUCCAGAACUGUCGAAAUUUGAGCUUCUCGAUAAACCCGUAUGGCACACGAUUAUCGAUUUCGUCUGGCUAAUUUAGAGCGAGUCUAAAAUAGCAAACACGAGUCAUCGAUAAACGAACACACGAUGUGUAUUAUUUUGCCUUUAUAUGUAUUUAUACGCGAUCUAAGUGCGUUCCUUACGAGUACACGAAGAACUUAAUGGAAAAGAGGAAGAUGGAGGAUGAAGGAGAAGAUGGAGACCUAAGAAUCGGAAUAUCUUCGGAUGAAUUGAGUUUCAUCGCUUAGAAAAUCGCGCAGCUUGUUAGAAGAGAUACCUUUGUUUGCCAUAUGAUUUCGAUGAUUGUCAUUUUUACACGUGUACAUACCGCAUGCGAAAUUCAUUCGCACGUCCAUUUUAUUGUGAUAUACGAUGAUGCAGGUAUUAUAUUGAUACGUCACCGUCGAAUACGUCGUCGCUUUCUGAAACAAGACUUUUUUUUAUAAUGAGAAUAAAGAUACGAUGAUAGGCAUCUUUUAAA